Thalassophryne amazonica is the source of this 1053-nucleotide messenger RNA. Its product is annotated as psychosine receptor-like. Gene Ontology annotation, cellular component: membrane. Gene Ontology annotation, molecular function: G protein-coupled receptor activity. Lineage: Eukaryota; Metazoa; Chordata; Actinopteri; Batrachoidiformes; Batrachoididae. Gene Ontology annotation, biological process: G protein-coupled receptor signaling pathway. The transcript has 2 exons. The record is from RefSeq and is a predicted model, not a curated record. Bases 1 to 1053 code for a protein of 350 amino acids.
AUGUUUCCACUAACCACUGGGUCUUGCUUUGGAUAUCCAGAUGUGCUGUUCAUGAAAAAGCUGAAACAGCAGAAGUGUGUGCAUCCAAACUCUACAUCUGCAAUGGAAAAUUUAAGCCUGGCUGCCAAUCAUUCAGAAUGUUUCGCAGCCGACAGCGCGGGGAGACAGAGGUCGUUUCUGUUUUUCUACCUGGGUAUCAUCAUCACCUCCAUACCGUCCAACGCCUUUGCCCUUUACGUAUCCUGGAAGCACAUCAGACAGAAGAACGAGCUGGGCGUCUAUCUAUUCAACCUGGCGCUGAGCGACCUGACCUUCACAAUGGGUCUUUCUCUGUGGAUGGAAUUCCUCUGGCGAGGCAUUUGGGUCCAUGGGGGUUUUGUAUGUCUGCUUUCCAUCUACAUCCUCUUCACUAACUUCUACACCAGUGAUGCCCUGCUCUGCUGCAUUGCCUUUGACCGCUACCUGGCAGUGGUUCAUCCUUUUAAAUUCACAUCCUUGAGGAAAGUCAGCACUGCGGCGGCGGUCAGUGUCACCAUUUGGAUGUUGGUAAUCUGUUUCAAUGCCGCCACCAUCACCUGGGAGGACGCCUACUACGAAAACGAUAAGGUGGUGUCAUGUUUUGAUAUGUUGCUUCCGCUGUCUGAGAAAUCAGCUCGGGCUAACAUAGUCCGAUUCCUCCUGGGGUUCCUCGGUCCGGUUCUCUUGAUGAUAUACUCCACCUGGAGGAUCCGUAAAGCUGUGACAUCCAACCAAGCGACAGAUGAUGAGGAGCGUAAGCGUAACGCAAAGCUCCUAGGAGUGGCACUUCUCUGCGUUGUGCUCUGCUUCGGCCCGGUCCACAUCAUCAUGUUUCUUCGCACGUUUUUGGAAGACUGCAGGGCGAUUACGAGUCUCCUCUACCCCUACAAGAUCAGCAUCGCCAUGUCAAACUUCAACUGCCUUGUGGAUCCGCUGCUUUACUGCUUCAUAACUCGAGCUGGCAAAGCAAAAGUCAAUCAGGUGGUCCUCUACUGCCAGAGAAAGAAGAGAAGCAACGAUCAAAGUGCGGAAUAG